Messenger RNA from Aspergillus candidus, 436 nucleotides. RefSeq lists its product as uncharacterized. Lineage: Eukaryota; Fungi; Ascomycota; Eurotiomycetes; Eurotiales; Aspergillaceae. The record is from RefSeq and is a predicted model, not a curated record. The transcript has a single exon. The coding region runs from base 26 to 238 and encodes 70 amino acids.
GGCCCCGUCCGGGAGACGGUGCUCCAUGUUCUCAUUUCUCCCCCAUGUCUUAUUUCAUUUUCUUUUUUCUUUUUUCUUUUUCUUUUUUCCUUUCUCAUCUCCGGCGUUCCGACCGGAUUCUCUUCUCGUUCAUUGGAUCGCGGGGCGUCUGUGGGGGAGAUUCUUUCCGAGGGUUAUAGGGUCUUUCCGGGAGGCCUGUGGGGAUCACGGAACCGAUGGCGUCAUAGGUUGGAUAUAAUUACUUUGCCGGGGUAAAAUAAUGACAUUGAUGAACUGAAGCUGUAUCUGACGGUAGACCAGAUGUACACCUGUAAGUGUAGUAAGCUGAGGCAGUAAGUCAGAAGAGGAAGAGGAAGAAUCGUCCGUGUAGUCCAGAGUAAGAAGAGAAAAAGCUGGAAUGGAGAGGCUUAUCGAUAAGAGGAGUGCUGGCUGCCUG